Magnolia sinica is the source of this 6931-nucleotide messenger RNA. Its product is annotated as protein CELLULOSE SYNTHASE INTERACTIVE 1-like. Gene Ontology annotation, molecular function: microtubule binding. NCBI's taxonomy places the organism in Eukaryota, Viridiplantae, Streptophyta, Magnoliopsida, Magnoliales, Magnoliaceae. Gene Ontology annotation, biological process: regulation of cellulose biosynthetic process; anisotropic cell growth. The transcript has 7 exons. Gene Ontology annotation, cellular component: cellulose synthase complex. The coding region runs from base 318 to 6656 and encodes 2112 amino acids. The record is from RefSeq and is a predicted model, not a curated record.
UUUAUGAAAUUACUUUGGUGUAAAUAUGGAACAUGCAAGGCCUUUUUUACUCCAUACUGGUGUUUUAUAAUAAUCUCUAUCUUCUAACUUUAGUCUUCUCGUUCAUGCGAUCUUUUGCGGGCAAUUGAGAAAUGCCCACUGCUGGCAAUUGAGAAGAGGUGCUGUUGAACUUUCAGUGCUUCUGGAUUUCUAGUGUGGAAUGCGAGGAUGGUAUAGACGUUUCAUCAUGAAAGCUAUGUCAUGUUGCAGUUCCUUUAUAUGAAAGAAAUGUGGAGGCAAAGAUCCAAGAUUCUGAGCCUCCAACUCCACAUUUGGUCAUGAAGAUAGGUUCGAGGGAUCGUGGUAGCAUGGAGGAUCCAGAUGGGACAUUAGCAAGUGUUGCUCAAUGCAUUGAGCAGUUACGUCGGAAUUCUUCAACAGUGCAAGAGAAAGAGACCUCUUUGAAGCAGUUGUUGGACCUUAUUGAGACUCGAGACAAUGCUUUCGGUGCAGUCGGAUCUCACUCCCAGGCAGUUCCAAUACUUGUUUCUCUUCUUAGGUCAGGAUCACUUGGAGUAAAGAUGCAGGCUGCUACUGUUUUAGGAUCUCUUUGUAAGGAGGAUGAACUAAGGGUAAAAGUAUUGCUUGGGGGUUGCAUUCCACCCUUGCUUGGCCUCCUUAAAUCCAACUCAGCAGAAGGUCAACUUGCAGCGGCAAAAGCUAUCUAUGCUGUUUCUCAGGGUGGAGCAAGGGAUCAUGUUGGGUCAAAGAUUUUCUCAACAGAGGGAGUUGUUCCUGCGCUAUGGAAGCAGCUACAAAAGGGGCUCAAGGAUGAAUCAUCCAACUUGGUUGAUAACCUGCUGACUGGAGCUUUGAGAAAUCUAUCUAGCAGCACUGAGGGAUUUUGGUCUGCGACAAUGGCAGCUGGAGGGGUGGACGUACUUUUGAAGUUGCUAGCCUCUAAACAGUCAAGCUCUAAAGAAAAUGUUUGCUUUCUUCUUGCAUGUAUGAUGAUGGAAGAUGCAUCUGUUUGUUCCACAGUUUUAGCUGAAGAAGCUACCAAACAAUUCCUCAAGCUACUGGCACCUGAUAAUGAAACCUCUGCGAGAGCAGAAGCUGCAGGUGCUCUUAAGUCUCUUUCUGCACAAUGUAAAGAAGCAAGGCGGGAAAUAGCUAAUUCUAAUGGGAUCCCAGCUUUGAUAAAUGCUACAAUAGCUCCAUCGAAGGAAUUCAUGCAAGGGGAAUAUGCUCAAGCACUUCAGGAAAAUGCAAUGUGUGCUCUGGCGAAUAUCUCAGGUGGUUUGUCUUAUGUCAUCUCAAGCCUCGGUGAAAGCCUUGAAUCCUGCACUUCACCUGUGCAGGUUGCUGACACAUUGGGGGCUUUAGCUUCAGCCCUUAUGAUCUAUGAUAGCAAUGCAGAAUCUAUCAGACCAUCAGAUCCUCUGAUUAUUGAGCAGAUAUUGCUUAAGCAGUUUAAACCACGGCUACCAUUUCUUGUACGGGAACGCACAAUAGAAGCCCUAGCCAGCUUGUAUGGAAAUAUUAUUCUCUCAAGGAGUCUAGUCAAUUCUGAUUCAAAACGCUUACUUGUUGGUUUGAUCACAAUGGCGUCCGGUGAGGUACAGGAAGAGCUGAUAAGGUCACUGCUUACACUUUGCAACAAUGAAGGUAGUCUAUGGCAUGCACUUCAAGGUCGCGAGGGGGUUCAGCUGUUGAUAUCUCUUCUUGGCCUUUCAUCAGAGCAGCAGCAGGAAUGUGCGGUUGCACUGCUUUGUGUUUUAUCAAAUGAAAAUGAUGAAAGUAAGUGGGCUAUCACUGCUGCAGGGGGCAUACCUCCACUUGUUCAAAUUCUAGAAACAGGAUCUGCAAAAGCGAAGGAAGAUUCUGCAACAAUCCUUGGAAACCUCUGCAACCACAGUGAAGACAUACGGGCUUGUGUUGAAAGUGCUGAUGCUGUUCCUGCUUUAUUGUGGCUUCUGAAAAAUGGAAGCCAGAAUGGGAAAGGGAUUGCAGCAAAGACAUUGAAUUAUCUUAUCCAUAAAUCCGAUACAGGGACCAUCAGCCAACUCACUGCCUUACUAACCAGUGAUCUACCUGAAUCUAAAGUUUAUGUUUUGGACGCACUUAGAAGUCUUCUUUUUGUCGCAUCUCUUAGUGAUAUAUUGCAUGAAGGGAGUGCUGCCAAUGAUGCCAUUGAGACAAUGAUAAAAAUUUUGAGUUCCACAAGGGAAGAGACUCAAGCAAAGUCAGCCUCAGUUCUUGCAGGAUUAUUUGCUAAUCGGAAGGACUUGCGAGAAAGUAACAUCGCUGUUAAGGCUCUUUCUUCAUCCAUGAAGCUGCUCAACGUGGAUUCCGAUAGGAUCUUAGUGGAAUCUUCAUGCUGCCUUGCUGCUAUUUUCCUUUCAGUUAAACAAAACCGGGAGGUAGCCGCUGUUGCUAGAGAUGCAUUUGCUCCAUUGGUCAUGCUUGCUAAUUCCCCAGUUCUAGAAGUUGCGGAACAGGCAACAAGGGCAUUGGCUAAUCUUCUUCUGGAUGGUGAUGUAUCAGCUCAAGCAUUUCCUGAAGAGAUUAUUUUGCCUGUUACGAGGGUGUUGCGAGAAGGAACGGUUGAUGGAAAGACUCAUGCUGCGGCAGCAAUUGCUCGCCUUCUUCAUUGUCGUUCAAUUGAUCAUGCAGUGUCUGAUAGUGUAAAUCGUUCUGGCACUGUGCUUGCUCUGGUUUCUCUUUUGGAGAGAGUUAGUAUUGAUGCUGCUGCCAUGUUGGAAGCACUUGAUGCACUUGCUCUAUUGUCGCGGUCAAAAGGAACUAGUGGGCAUAUCAAACCUGCAUGGGCAGUCCUUGCUGAAUAUCCCCACACCAUACUCCCGCUAGUUUCAUGCGUGGCUGCUGGAACACCCUUGCUACAGGACAAAGCUAUAGAGAUUCUGUCAAGACUUUGUCGAGAUCAGUCUAUUGUUCUGGGGGAUAUAAUUGCUAGCACGGCUGGAUGUGUCUCAUCCAUUGCAAUACGAGUGAUUAGCUCCAAUCACAUGAAAGUCAAGGUUGGAGGCAGUGCGCUUCUUAUUUGUGCUGCGAAAGAGCAUCAUCAGAAAGUGGUAGAAGAUUUGAAUGAAUCAAAUUCAUGUUCCUAUCUCAUUCAAUCUCUUGUUAAAAUGCUCCUUUCGGCCCAAUCAAACUCAUUUGUAGACCACAGGGACAAUGAUAGCAAGGACAUAAGCAUUUACAGGCAUGCAAUAGAGAAAACCAAAAAUGGUGAAACUGAAAGUAGCACAGCAGUCAUUUUGGGAGAUACUGUAUCCAUAUGGCUACUUUCUAUACUUGCUUGUCAUGAUAACAAAAGUAGAUCUACCAUUAUGGAGGCUGGAGCAGUUGAGGCUCUCACUGACAAGAUUUCUUUACAUAUAUCCCAAGCCGUACAGAGUGAUACUAGAGAAGAAAGCAGUGCAUGGGUUUGUGCUUUACUUCUCGCGGUUUUGUUUCAAGACAGAGAUAUCAUACGGGCUCAUGCAACCAUGAGGUCCAUUCCUGUUCUUGCAAACUUUUUGAAGUCAGAGGAGCCAGCAGACAGAUAUUUUGCAGCACAAGCACUGGCCAGUCUUGUCUGUAAUGGUAGCAGAGGGACACUGCUGGCUGUUGCCAAUUCAGGGGCAGCUGGUGGGUUUAUACCCUUACUUGGCUGUGCUGAUUCUGAUAUAUCCAAUCUCCUGGAACUUUCAGAGGAGUUUGCUUUGGUGCGCAAUCCAGAGCAAGUUGCGUUGGAGAGAUUGUUCAGAGUUGACGACAUUAGAGUUGGUGCAACCUCUCGGAAAGCAAUACCUGCCCUUGUUGAUUUACUCAAACCAAUCCCAGACCGACCUGGUGCACCUUUUCUAGCCCUCGGGCUUCUGACUCAGCUUGCGAGAGAUAGCCCCUCAAACAAGCUUGUAAUGGUAGAAGCAGGGGCCCUGGAGGCAUUAACCAAGUAUCUCUCUCUUGGCCCACAGGAUGCAACAGAAGAAGCAGCCACAGAUUUGCUGGGGAUUUUGUUCGGCAGUGCUGAAAUACGGCGCCAUGAAUCUGCAUAUGGUUCUGUCAAUCAGCUUGUGGCAGUUCUACGUCUAGGUGGACGAAAUUCUAGAUACAGUGCAGCUAAAGCAUUGGAGAGCUUGUUUUCAGCGGACCAUAUCAGGAAUGGGGAAACAGCUAGGCAAGCUGUGCAACCGCUUGUGGAGAUUCUUAACACUGGCUUGGAGAGGGAGCAGCAUGCUGCUAUUGCUGCUUUGGUUAGGUUACUGCGUGACACUCCAUCAAGAGCUCUGGCUGUUGCAGAUGUCGAAAUGAAUGCAGUGGAUGUCCUUUGUCGGAUUCUUUCCUCAAAUUGUUCAAUGGAUUUGAAGGGAGAUGCUGCGGAGUUGUGCUGCGUUCUUUUCGGAAAUACAAGAAUCAGGUCUACAAUGGCUGCAGCUCGCUGUGUGGAGCCUCUAGUGUCUCUACUCGUGAGUGAGUUCAGCCCUGCUCAGCAUUCAGUGGUCCGUGCCAUGGAAAAACUACUGGACGAUGAGCAACUAGCAGAACUAGUUGCUGCACAUGGUGCUGUCAUUCCCCUUGUGGGUCUUUUGUUUGGUAGAAAUUAUGCGCUUCAUGAGGCCGUUUCAAGAGCACUGGUGAAGCUAGGAAAAGACAGGCCAGCUUGCAAGAUGGACAUGGUAAAAGCUGGAGUCAUUGAGAGUAUACUCGAUAUUCUCCAUGAAGCACCUGAUUUUCUCUGUGCUGUGUUUGCGGAGUUGCUCCGGAUACUAACCAACAAUACAAGCAUUGCUAAGAGUUCAUCUGCAGCGAAAGUAGUAGAGCCCCUUUUCAUGUUGCUAACAAGGCCAGAGUUUGGUCCAGAUGGGCAGCACAGUGCCCUGCAGGUUCUUGUUAAUAUUUUGGAACAUCCCCAGUGUCGUGCUGAGCACAGCCUAACACCUCAACAGGCUAUUGAACCUCUAAUUACUUUACUGGAUUCACCAACUCAAGCUGUGCAACAAUUGGCAGCUGAACUUCUUUCCCACCUGCUAUCGGAGGAACAUCUACAGAAGGAUGCAAUCACACAGCAAGUGAUUGGCCCUCUAAUUCAAGUUCUUGGGUCUGGUGUACAAAUUUUACAGCAGAGAGCUAUAAAAGCUCUUGUUAGCAUUGCAUUAACUUGGCCCAAUGCAAUCGCGAAGGAGGGAGGUGUUAAUGAGCUAUCCAAAGUGAUAUUGCAAGCUGACCCUUCACUGCCUCAUGCCUUGUGGGAAUCUGCAUCAUCUAUUUUGUCCAGUAUUCUGCAGUUCAGUUCUGAAUUUUAUUUGGAGGUACCAGUUGCUGUGCUGGUACGGUUGCUUCGUUCUGGCACAGAAACUACAGUUACUGGUGCAUUAAAUGCGCUGCUUGUGUUGGAAAGCGAUGAUGCAACCAGUGCAGAGGCAAUGGCUGAAAGUGGUGCAAUAGAGGCACUUUUGGAACUCCUCAGGUGUCAUCAAUGUGAGGAAACUGCAGCAAGACUGCUGGAAGUGUUGCUGAACAAUGUGAAGAUCAGGGAAACGACAGCUGCUAAGUCUGCAAUUUCUCCAUUAUCCCAGUAUCUUCUGGAUCCACAAACACAAGCUCAGCAGGCAAGGUUGCUAGCAACACUUGCCCUUGGCGAUCUUUUCCAGAAUGAAGGACUUGCUCGAAGCACAGAUGCUGUCUCAGCAUGUCGGGCUCUCGUAAAUCUGCUCGAGGAUCAGCCGACAGAAGAAAUGAAAGUGGUAGCUAUUUGUGCUUUGCAAAACCUUGUAAUGUACAGCCGAUCAAAUAAAAGAGCAGUUGCAGAGGCUGGCGGAGUUCAAGUUGUACUGGACCUCAUUGGUUCCAGUGACCCAGAUACGUCAGUUCAAGCAGCCAUGUUUGUUAAACUUCUCUUCUCUAACCAUACCAUUCAAGAGUAUGCUUCAAGUGAAACAGUGAGAGCUUUGACCGCUGCUAUUGAAAAGGAUUUAUGGGCCAGUGGAAGCGUGAAUGAAGAGUACUUAAAAGCUCUGAAUGCAUUACUUAACAACUUCCCUCGUUUGAGAGCCACAGAACCAGCUACACUCUGCAUUCCCCAUCUGGUCACGGCAUUGAAAACAGGCUCCGAGGCAACUCAAGAAGCUGCUUUAGAUUCGCUUUAUCUUCUCAGGCAAGCUUGGUCAGCAUGCCCAGCUGAAGUCUCUAAAGCUCAGUCGGUUGCUGCAGCAGAGGCAAUUCCAUUGCUGCAAUACUUGAUACAGUCUGGUCCACCUCGGUUCCAGGAGAGGGCAGAACUGCUUCUGCAAUGUUUGCCAGGAACGUUAAUGGUAAUUAUAAAGCGGGCGAAUAAUUUGAAGCAAUCAGUGGGGAACCCAAGUGCCUACUGCAAGCUCACGCUCGGCAACACUCCACCUAGGCAAACUAAGGUUGUGUCGACUGGAACUUCUCCCGAAUGGGAUGAAGGCUUUGCAUGGGCAUUUGACAGUCCUCCGAAAGGCCAGAAGCUUCACAUCUCUUGCAAGAAUAAGAGCAAAUUCGGAAAGAGCUCAUUUGGAAAAGUGACGAUUCAGAUUGACCGGGUGGUUAUGCUAGGAACAGUCUCUGGAGAGUAUACGCUGCUGCCUGAGAGCAAAAGUGGCCCAUCCAGGAAUCUGGAAAUCGAAUUCCAGUGGUCGAACAAAUGACAAUCUCCAAAGAGGCAAGUAAUCUAAUAAUUCUUGUAACCUCAAGGAAAAAUGGAAAAGAUCGUUUCUUUCUUCUUUUUUUUCAUUGUUAUAUCAAUCUGUUGAUGUGUAGAGUCGGGAGGAGCUUUGUCUCAUCUAUAGCUUUGGUCUGCAGUCAUAAAACAGCGGCAUUGUUUUUAUGAGCUUUUGUUGCCAUCAAUUAUUCUUUAUUUAUUAUUAGUAUUGUUCCUUGUGAUGAAAUUCAGAGAAAGAAAAUGUGGCUUCUUAUCUUUUGA